ACAUACAGAGAGAAGGAGAGAGAAACAGACUAUUUUGGAUGUUUUUCUCCAAAGCUGGAAACUGGGUGCUGUGCAGAUUGUGUGCGGUGAUAUGCAGCAAAACCCUCCUCACAUCUCUUUGCUUCUCUCCCUGUGGAUUCGCUGUCCUGCUCGGUAAUGUCAAGACUUUGGAAACGGGAGUGACUCGGGGAGUGAGGCGGCGAUUUUGGAGAUGACUGCAUAGUGUGAGGCAAGAAAAAUCAGGAGAUAACUUGCAAGUUUGCACAUCAUGAAUGUAGGUGUUGUCUUGGAACCAGUGAGCUCCCCGCUGCGCUGUUUCCAACAUGGGUGUUGACUGAAUGGAGGAGUAUCCCCGCGCUGCCACAGAGGUAUGAAGAUGCACUUGUGAGGAUUAAAAACUGUGCGACCAUGCAGAUUCUGCCGCCUAGGACGUUAUUCGUGUUACUAGCCCAUGCACAUGUGUUGUUGUCACUGAGAAAUAAUGGAGAAGCUAAACAGGACAGCAACACCAGCGCAUACUCUGCCAGGACUUUCCAUGGGUCACUCCGGGAGAGUCAUCAAAACAAAGCCUGGGACCGUGCGCUCUCGCCGGGGUACGCCACAGGUGCGUCUUCGGCGGAACUGCAGGCGAUUAUCCGAGGGCCCGUUAACUCCACUCACCCCUGGAAGAGGGUAAUUGCAGGAGAAACGAGGCGAAUUGGACACAACAAGCGCGACUUUAGUAGGACUGUGACACCCGUGGAGGAUCCCAACGCCGUCUCACAUUGGGACCCGACGCGCCACCACAAUAAGAGGAUAAAGUUGAAUGGCGGUCUUAGUAGUACGAGGACGCCAGCAGGUGGACACUACAAUGCGGCUAAGCCGUUUUCAAUGGGCCAAGGAGACGGAGAAGGGGGACCCGAGGAGGGUGACAGGCACAAGAGAGGCACAAAAGAGGAGCAGAAGAAAACCUCCAAGAGGGGGAGAAGCCGGACGAACAAAAGCUCGGGGGCUUUGGCUCAGCCUCACGCGUCGCCGUGGGAACCCCUCCCCAAGCCGGUGGCCCUCACCUCCACCGACCUGCCCUUUGACCUCUUCACCAGGAGGCCCGAGUUCUUCACUUUCCGGGAGGAGAACCCAUGGGACGCCACGCCGAUCACCCCUCCCAACUCGCAGGAUUUCGGGGACGAGAUCAAGAACCCCUUUUACCCGGUGACAAGCGAGACUUAUGGCGCGUACGCGAUCACGUGCGUCUCCGGGGUUAUUUUUCUGGUGGGGAUAGCGGGUAACAUCGCCAUCCUGUGCAUCGUGUGCCAGAACUACUACAUGAAGAGUAUCUCCAACUCACUGCUGGCCAAUUUGGCUGUCUGGGAUUUUGUGCUCAUUCUCUUCUGCCUGCCCAUGGUGGUUUUUCAUGAGCUGACAAAGUCCUGGCUGCUGGGGGAAUUCACCUGCAAAGUGGUGCCCUAUGUGGAGGUGGCCUCUCUCGGUGUGACCACCUUUACCCUCUGCGCUCUGUGCAUUGACCGAUUCCGCGCAGCCACCAAUGUCCAGAUGUACUACGAGAUGAUCGAAAACUGCACCUCCACUACUGCUAAGCUAGCUGUCAUCUGGAUCGGUGCUCUUCUACUGGCCCUCCCGGAGCUCCUCAUCAGACAGCUGGUGGCAGAGGACACAGGGAUGCCAGACGAGCCUCCUGUUGAACGCUGUAUUAUCAGGAUAUCCACCUCACUUCCUGACAUGCUCUACGUGCUGGGCCUGACCUACGAGGGUGCUCGGCUGUGGUGGUGCUUUGGCUGCUACUUUUGCCUCCCCACCCUCUUCACCAUUGGGUGCUCAUUGGUGACGGCGCGCAAGAUCCGACGUGCGGAGCAGGCCAGCGUGCGUAGCAACAAGAAGCAGAUCCGACUGGAGAGCCAGAUGAACUGCACGGUUGUGGCGCUGGCGAUUGUCUACGGUGCGUGCGUGGUGCCUGAGAACAUCUGCAACAUAGUUUCUGCAUACAUGGCGGCCGGUGUUCCUGAGCACACCAUGUCUGUGCUCCAUCUUCUCUCCCAGCUGCUGCUCUUCUGUCGGGCCGCUGUGACUCCAGCGCUGCUGCUUCUCCUGUGUCGCCCGCUGGGCAGGGCCUUUCUGGACUGCUGCUGUUGCUGCUGCUGCUGUAACCACGCACCCUCAUCGGCCACCGCCAGUGACGAUAACGAACACGAGUGCACUACCGAGCUGGAGCUGUCGCCGUUCAGCACGAUCCGCAGGGAGCUCAGCAACUACACUCCUGCUGGCUCCAACUGCUAAACUGACAUUCCCCAUCAGGGAUGAAAAUUUCACUAGCCAGCUAUUGACCUUUGGCUAGCAUUUCUCGGACUCGGCUAGGAGAGAUAUGCCUUACCUAGUCUAGUCACAUUUUUUAAUGGGUGCAUGAAUGAAGAUGGACACUGAAUAAUCACAUUCUACCAGUGUCCUACAUCCUCUACGUUCAUUCUUUACAAUAAUUCUGUACAAAUACAGUAACUGUAUAACCCCUAUUUUUCCAGGAAAGCUAACAAAAAGCAAAAUCUUACACUCAUGCCCUGGGGUGCUCUUAAAACAGGGUCAGUACAUAUUUUUAGCAAACCUUCCUGAAACCUUUAAAACUUACAAACCUCCCUUCUGUAGACCUUUUAUGCCUAAAUAUCUUUGGACAGUUUGGAUGGCCUCUUAACCUAUCUGAUGUCUGGUUCCUGACAAGAGGUUGAGUCAGGGUUAUUUCUCCAGAUCACCCGAUUCUGAAGCAGAAAAA
Molecule: messenger RNA, 2758 nt
Organism: Plectropomus leopardus (leopard coralgrouper)
Lineage: Eukaryota; Metazoa; Chordata; Actinopteri; Perciformes; Serranidae
Gene: gpr37b
Product: G protein-coupled receptor 37b
Biological process (GO): adenylate cyclase-inhibiting G protein-coupled receptor signaling pathway; positive regulation of MAPK cascade
Cellular component (GO): signaling receptor complex; plasma membrane
Molecular function (GO): prosaposin receptor activity; G protein-coupled peptide receptor activity
Source: RefSeq, a predicted model, not a curated record